Anarrhichthys ocellatus (wolf-eel) is the source of this 2775-nucleotide messenger RNA. RefSeq names its product DNA-damage regulated autophagy modulator 2b (gene dram2b). The transcript is spliced from 8 exons. NCBI's taxonomy places the organism in Eukaryota, Metazoa, Chordata, Actinopteri, Perciformes, Anarhichadidae. The record is from RefSeq and is a predicted model, not a curated record. Bases 1612 to 2448 code for a protein of 278 amino acids. Gene Ontology annotation, biological process: regulation of autophagy; photoreceptor cell maintenance. Gene Ontology annotation, cellular component: lysosome.
GUGAGUGAGUGAGUGAGUGAGUGAGUGAGUGAGUGAGUCAAAGUAAACUGCAGUGUGUUUGUUCAUGUUAAUGAAAGAACUCAUUGCAACAGUGACACUCAUUGAUGAGUUUUCAUGGUAUUUGUUGACAAUAAGAAACAAUAUCACCAGACUUUACCUUUUAAAUGAACGACUACCUGCCACCAUGACUUAUUUAUGUCCAUUAAUAACACAAUCUGGUCGACGUUGUGUUUCCCCCAAAAACACACUGCACCUGUUGAAGCAGAACAUGUGUAGGAGAUGAGGUCACACGAUGACAUCACAGUUUUUAAAGUGGUGAUAACGAGAAUCGGAUCAAUUUUUUUUUGUCCCUGACAGUUAAUAAUAAUAACCUGUUUUAUUUGAAGUGGCUGCUGCUCACUCCGCCUCCAACAUGAUCUGAUACUGUUAGCGAGCUCAUCGCUGCUUCUGAAGACAACUUGUAUUAAUGUGGAGAACAUGUUUGUUCAUAACAACAGACUAGUUUCUUGCUUUUGCAUUUUGUGCCUGUUUGUUUUUAAUUUCCACAGUUUGUUUAAUAUGUUCAAGAAGGUCUACGAUGUGUUGACUGUAGUCAUUAACGACUAAGCUUCAGUGUGGAGUUCAGGUUCAUGGUGGUUUAGUCGUAAACCACAGUUAUCAUCCACACAAGUGUUUAAGAGGCUGUUCACUCAAAUCACACAAAACAUUUGUUCAUCGAUGCCUUGUGGAAUCUUAAGGAUGGAAUAUUAGAGAAAUAUGAGAUUUAUACAAUAAAGAUGUAAUAUUCUGAGAAAAAAAGUUGUAUAUCGUUAAAAUAAAGUUGCAGUUAUGAUUUAACAAACAGUCAUAAUGCAUAUAAAGUUGGACUUAUCAAGAAAAAGGUUUUAAUGAAAAUAAAGUGAGAAGAAUGUUAAAUAUCAGUUGUUUCUGAAAGGCUUAACGUUACUGCUAUUGGUGAAAAAUACAUUUAUUGUUUCAACAAUGAAGACAGUAUUUUGAAGAAGUUUUGAAUAUUAUAAGAUUGAAGUAGUUAUAUUCCAAAGAAUAAUACACAAAUAAGAGCAGCACCUGAGUACUUUCCACCAUUGUUCAUGACCAUAAACUUUAUUUUUUUGCAAAAUAUUGACUUUUUUUAUUCUAUUUGGGUCCUAGAUGUAGUCUCUAGUAGGUAUCCUGAAAUCAUCAAUAUAAUAGCAUUAAAUAAUGGUUAACACUUGAUGUGAUCUUCCUCUCAGUGUCAACUGAGGACAUUUAUUUCCGGUUUGUAUUUCAGAUUUGCCUUUGAGGCAGUACUCGGGACAUAAAACAGCCAAGCCGUUUAUUUUGACUGGUUGACCGGCGCAUGCGCACUUCGCCUUUUCUUGACUGAACGAAUACAACCGUUCUGUAGGCAAUUUUUUAAACUUGAAUUAUUUAAUUAAUGUAAGUGUUCGCACACGACCCUCUGGAGUAAACCGGCGGUUCUUGACGUUUUUGACCCGAGAUCUGAAACACCAGAGUCCGGUUUUGGAAAUAAGUGAUUAAAGGAAGCAGGAGGACAAUAAAAACGCCAUAGUGAACCACCACCAACACACACACACACACACACACACACACACACACACAGAGACCAUGUGGUGGUUCCAGCAGGGUCUGUGCUUCCUGCCUGCGGCGCUGGUCGUCUGGACGGCGGCGUCCUUCAUCUUUGCUUACAUCACAGCGGUGGUGCUGAGACACGUGGAUCCUCUGGUGCCUUACAUCAGCGACACAGGAACGAUGGCACCAGAGAGGUGUGUGUUCGGCAUCAUGCUGGAUGUGUCCGCUUUUUUAGGUAUGGCCACAGUGUACGUGCGGUACAAACAGGUGGAGGCUCUGACGGGUGAAGGCGAAGGCGAGCUCAAGCUGAACAGAAUGAACCGCUUCGGGCUGCUGCUCGGCCUGAUCAGCUCCUUCGGGAUGGCCGUGGUCGCCAACUUCCAGAAGACCACGCUGUUCUCCAUGCACCUGGUGGGGGCGGUGCUGACCUUCGGGGUGGGGGCUCUCUACAUCCUGGUCCAGACGGUGCUCUCGUUCCACAUGCAGCCUCACAUCCACAGCAGCACCACCUACCUGCUGCGGCUCGGCAUCGGGCUCUGGACUCUGAGCAGCAGCAUCAGCAUGUUCGUGUCAUCGGUCAUCAUGUACGCCAGUCUGCCCGGAGUGGACGUCCCUCAGAAACUGCACUGGACUCCUGGAGAGACGGGUUACACGGCUCACAUUAUCAGCACCGUGUCUGAAUGGUCUCUGGCCUUCUCCUUCAUCAGCUUCUUCCUCACCUACAUCAGAGAUUUUCAGAAAAUAACUUUGCGAGCAGAAGCAGAUUUGCAGAGCAGCCACCUGUACGACGCCUGGCCACACGGGGGCGGCGCAUCGCCGCAUCUCAAACACGACGCCUCCGAGUCGUCUCCGCUGCUGGCCGGAGGAACGUGACCGGCUGCACAGCUUCCUGCUGCUUUUAACUUUCUCUAAUCAUGUUUAAAUGAUCAGUAGACCCAAAAAACAUGUCCUCCCUUCACCUUUACUGGUUUCUGUCCAGUCACAUAGUUUGGAGAGAUUUCUGCCUCCAAAACAAAACAGGUUUAUUAUUUACUAAUAAAAUAUAUAGUUUUAAAAUUGAGUUUUGGCAGCAUUUAAACAUGACGAAUAAAAUCUGAACUAUCAGACUGAGGAGAUAAUAGAGUUCUGCAGGAAUGAGUCCUAAAAGAUAAAAUAAGGUCUGUGGUUCACACAAGUUUAAGAGAUUUUAACGCUUUGCUC